AUGGCCUCCAAGACAGCGAAUCGUUCCCCUCUGAGGUCUCGUCAGGAGCCGGUGGGGCCCCCGGGACGGGACAAGUACUCGGUGCGGUUGCCCACCUACAAUGAGCGCGAGAACCUGCCGCUCAUCGUGUGGCUGCUGGUGAAAAGCUUCUCUGAGAGUGGAAUCGACUAUGAAAUUAUAAUCAUAGAUGGGAGCCCAGAUGGAACAAGGGAGGUUGCUGAACAGUUGGAGAAGAUCUAUGGAUCAGACAAAAUUCUUCUAAGACCACGGGAGAAAAAGUUGGGACUAGGAACUGAAUAUAUACAUGGAAUGAAACAUGCCACAGGAAACUAUAUAAUUAUUAUGGAUGCUGAUCUCUCACACCAUCCAAAAUUUAUUCCUGAAUUCAUUAGGAAGCAAAAGGAGGGUAAUUUUGACAUUGUCUCUGGAACUCGCUACAAAGGAAAUGGAGGUGUUUAUGGCUGGGAUUUGAAAAGAAAAUUAAUCAGUCGUGGGGCCAAUUUUGUAACUCAGAUUUUGCUGAGACCAGGAGCAUCUGAUUUAACAGGAAGUUUCAGGUUACAUCGAAAAGAAGUUCUACAGAAAUUAAUAGAAAAAUGUGUUUCUAAAGGCUAUGUUUUCCAGAUGGAAAUGAUUGUUCAAGCAAGACAGUUGCAUUAUACUAUUGGCGAGGUUCCAAUAACAUUUGUGGAUCAUGUUUACGGUGAAUCCAAGUUGGGAGGAAAUGAAAUAGUCUCUUUCUUGAAAGGAUUAUUGACUCUCUUUGCAACUACAUAAAAGAAAGUUAUUCUUAUUUAUCACAUUCAUUUCAAUUUACAUA
Messenger RNA from Myotis davidii, 820 nucleotides. RefSeq names its product dolichol-phosphate mannosyltransferase subunit 1-like. Gene Ontology annotation, molecular function: dolichyl-phosphate beta-D-mannosyltransferase activity. Gene Ontology annotation, cellular component: endoplasmic reticulum membrane. Gene Ontology annotation, biological process: GPI anchor biosynthetic process; protein O-linked glycosylation via mannose. The record is from RefSeq and is a predicted model, not a curated record. Lineage: Eukaryota; Metazoa; Chordata; Mammalia; Chiroptera; Vespertilionidae.